Zea mays is the source of this 4242-nucleotide messenger RNA. Lineage: Eukaryota; Viridiplantae; Streptophyta; Magnoliopsida; Poales; Poaceae. The record is from RefSeq and is a predicted model, not a curated record.
GCCUUUACCCUCGCCAAAACCGCACUGAAGACGUGCGCGCCUCAUGCAUGACGCGUCCGGUGACCGGACGCCGUCGACGCACCCGGCGCUGCGCCACUGCGUCGCGCUGCUCCGCCUCCACCUCGCCGCGCCCUCCCAUGCCACCGCCAAGCAGCUGCACGCGCGCGCCCUCCGCGCGGGCGUGCCGCCCGCGCACCCGCUCCUCGCCAAGCACCUGCUCUUCCACCUCGCCUCCCUCCGCGCCCCUCCCGUCCGCUACGCCGUCGCCAUCCUCACCCGCGUCCUGCCCGACCCGGACCCCUUCGCCCUCAACACCGUGCUCCGCAUCGCCGCGUCCUCUCCGCGCCCGUCCCUCGCACUCGCGCUCCACGCCCGCCGCCUCGCGCCGCCGGACACGCACACCUACCCUCCGCUCCUCCAGGCGUGCGCGCGCCUCCUGUCGCUCCGUGACGGGGAGCGCAUCCACGCCGAGGCCGCCAAGAACGGGCUCGCCGCGCUCGUCUUCGUCAAGAACUCGCUGGUCCACCUCUACGGCGCGUGUGGCCUCUUCGAGAGCGCGCACAGGGUGUUCGACGAAAUCCCCGUCCGCGAACGCAACCCCGUGUCCUGGAACUCGAUGCUCAAUGGGUUCGCGGCCAACGGACGCCCCAACGAGGUUCUCACCGUCUUCCGGGAGAUGCUGGACGUGGACUUCACGCCGGAUGGAUUCACUAUGGUGAGCGUGCUGACAGCGUCUGCUGAGAUUGGCGCACUCGCUCUAGGGAGGAGGGUGCAUGUUUAUCUGACGAAGGUUGGGCUGGUAGGGAACUCACAUGUUGGUAACGCGCUGAUUGAUUUGUAUGCCAAGUGUGGCGGCGUAGAGGAUGCGAGGAGGGUGUUUGAGGAAAUGGGGACAGGGCGGACCGUUGUCUCCUGGACGUCACUGAUCGUGGGCUUAGCGGUGAAUGGUUUUGGGAAGGUAGCACUCGAGCUGUUCGGUGUGAUGGAGAGGGAGAAGCUUGUGCCAACUGAAAUCACUAUGGUAGGAGUGCUGUAUGCUUGCAGCCACUGUGGACUGGUCGAUGAUGGGUUUACGUAUUUUAACAGGAUGAAAGAGGAGUACGGCAUUGCACCAAGGGUUGAGCAUUUGGGAUGCAUGGUGGAUCUGUUGGGGAGAGCGGGCAAAGUCGAGGAAGCAUAUGAUUAUAUCCUCACCAUGCCACUGGAGCCCAAUGCUGUCGUGUGGAGGACCUUGUUGGGUGCUUGUGCAAUGCACAAGAAGUUGGAGCUUGGGGAGGCUGCUUGGGCACGGCUGGUUGAGCUUGAUCCAGGGCAUAGCGGAGGCUACGUUCUCCUCUCGAACCUUUAUGCUGCUGUUGGGAGAUGGGCCGACGUUCAUGUGCUUAGGAAAAGAAUGGCCAAGGAUAGAGUGAGGAAGAACCCUGGGCGCAGCCUUGUGGAGCUCCGCAACUCUGUGUAUGAGUUUGUUAUGGGUGAUAGGUCUCAUCCUGAGAGUGAACAGAUAUACCAGAUGCUUGCUGAGAUAGCUGAUAGGUUGAAACGUGAAGGUUACAUCCCACGCACAAGCAAUGUGUUGGCAGAUAUAGAGGAGGAAGAGAAAGAGACUGCCUUGAACUACCAUAGCGAGAGGUUGGCCAUUGCAUUUGCCUUGUUGAAGUCUCUUUCUGGCACUCCUAUCAGGAUAGUGAAGAAUUUGAGGGUGUGUGGCGAUUGCCAUACUGCAAUUAAGCUAAUAUCGAAGAUUUAUGAUCGGGAGAUCAUUGUGAGGGACCGCAGUAGGUUCCACCAUUUCAAAGGUGGAUCAUGUUCAUGUAACGAUUAUUGGUAGUUGAUCAGUGCAUGGAUUGGCUGUCCUAUGAUCAGAAAAGUUGUGGUAAGCUCAGGAUUUGAAAGUCAUAUAUAUGGAUUCAGCCUCGGCAUCUAACUUCUGUUGACUGCUGCAAUGGAGGCGCAAUGUUGAGACAGCCUCAUACUUUAUAGGUUGUAUUAUCGCAUCCUACUCUUAAUUUUUCAAAUGAAAGAUGUUUUCAGUACAGCAAGAAUUAGGUUGAGAACAGAUACUCCAGGUUAACAUCUGUGUUUUAUUCCUCUCAAACAACAAAUUAAUGUGGAAACUAUAUGCUCCAAUCAUAUUAAGUUCGACCUGGUUGGAAAGAGUAGGUCUGCAUGAAAUGAUCAGGCCAUGCUUUCACAACUUUCGUUCCUACAACAUCAAUGCAAGACUGCUGGGUCCCUUACAACCUUCCAGAACUUCCAGAGAGCAAGGCUAGAAUAUAACUGCUUUCUUGAUGACACCAUGCACCAAAGGAUGCCAGUUUAAUUCCAGGUGUGACUCAGGCAAAAAAAAAACUUGUAAUCCUGUUCACAGACACAGAACCACCUUCAUUAGGCUUCAAUCUUUGUAAAGGUUCUUCCCUUACUGAACUACUUCCCUGCCCUUCAUAUUAUUUUUGGAUUUUGUUAGUACCACCGACAGGUCAUCAUCGUUCAUCAUUCAAUUUCGGAAUUUCAGUUUCCUUCCCAGUGUAGCACUAGCACAGGGGGGGAAAUUCUUAGGUUUUUCCUUGGGUCCUCGCGAUCUGGUUCACGGAAACCCCUUCAUUAGGCUUCAGUCUUUGGAAAGUGAAGGUUCUUCCCUUAAUACACAAGGAAAGCUCGUCCUCACUAAUCCCCAACCUAUGCUACCAUGAAACAAGAAAAGGAAUGAGAACAUGCACUUGGGUCCUUCACAUCUCAUGGAAUCUGCUGCCUAUGUUUCCUUUUUGUCCCCUCAGAAAUCAUGCCCAUGCAUGCAUACCAGGAUGAGAAUCUCAUGGUUUCCUGGCCUUCAAGUCAUUCCCCUCAAUAUUAUAGUGUAUUCAUAAAGGCCGCUGUACUGCUUGCACAAUCUAAGAAAUGAGAUGCUGGUGUAAUCCUUUAUAGCCUACCUUGCUUCAGGCAUGCUGCAAGACUGCAGUCCUACCACCUUAGUGAACCAUCUGCAUGCAUGCUUUUUAAGCAUGGUAAAGCUCUCUAAUUUCAUCCUGUUCAAUAGGAAAAGCAUCAAAUGCUAGUAGUAAAUGGUGGUAAUUAUAGUCAUGUUAGUCAAACUGAGACCAAAUAGGCUGAUGUUCUAAUAGACGGCUCGUCCUCUGUCAGACGCAGAAUGCACCUCCCUCUGUACAAUGGUCCUUGGUGCCACUUUCCAUGGCCAUAAGUAUGCACCACAGCGAGCACCCUGGGGGCUGGGGUGCUUUCUGUGUGCACGUCUUGCUUAGUGGCUCUAGUGUAAUCCUGCACUUUCUCAUGAACAGUGACUGCUUUACUGUCGGUACAUCUGCUCCUCACUCAUACUCUCGUUAUAUUCCCUAGGCACUCACUCACACACACACACACACACACGGGAGAGGAAAGAGGGCCGAGUGAAAAGCAGGGACAGUCUUGCGGUUUUGUAACUUGUGGUUCAGCCAUGAAGAGGAAGGAGCUGGUGAUCAUGCACGGCGGCGUUUUGGUUCUUGGUUGGUUCAUAGCCUCUGCGGCCGCCGGACGCUUGGCGCCACAGGAGAAGGCGGAGUCGGUGACGCCGAUCCCGACGCUGUCGCCGCCGGAGGGCAACACGACGUUCAUCGACGGCGUGACGUGGUGCGUGGCCCGGCCGGGCGCCACCCAGGAGGACCUCCAGAGCGCGCUGGACUGGGCGUGCGGGCCCGGCGGCGCCGACUGCUCCCAGCUGCAGCCGGGCGGGCGGUGCUACCAGCCGGACACGCUCCUCACCCACGCCUCCUACGCCUUCAACAUCUUCUACCAGCAGAACGGCAACUCCGACGUCGCCUGCAACUUCGGCGGCGCUGGAGCCCUCGUCAAGCGGGACCCAAGUUUCGGAUCGUGCAAGUUCUUGGCGUCUGAGACAUCCGCGGCAGCAGCUUCGUCGGCGAUGCUGGACAGAAGGGCGUGGAUAGCCAUGGUCGCUGCAUCUCUGAUCGCCCUCUGGCGGAGACUUUAGAAAUCCUCCAUCUUCCUCAUAUGCUUCGCCUCAUCGAGCACUGGGUGCCGCCGGAGAAUGCUACACGUGACGUGACGUGACGCGAAAUGAGUGCGAUGGUAGUUUCUUCUUGUGGUUCUGUAUGUAAGGAACGGUGCUACUACCUUUUUCGUGUAGAAUUCCUUGAAGAACGGAUAUACUACUAGUAAUAACUAGUCGUGUUUAGACAAAAUGGCUUCCACAGGAGUUUGUUAAGAUUUGGAAAAGUGUUUUUUGUUAUU